AUGGACAUUCGUAGGUCCAGCUUUGUUGAGCUAACUCAAACAUGGGAGGAUCUAAGAUCCCGAUGUCCACCAGACCGUAUCUUGCUUAAUAACCCCUUGUGUUUAUUAACGGGUGAAAGACUAGAAAAGAUCAAAGAACCUUCUCUAUACUUCAGGUCUUCUGCUUCUCGACCAGCUGACUGCAGAAAAACUUGGAAGAAACACUUGGUCACAGCCUUCCAAAGGGUUACAAAGGAGAUGGCAUAUAGGAGGGAGAAAUGGAAAGUCCAUGGUUCAACUCUAUUCCAAAUAAUCUUGUCUUUUGCUGGGCUGGUCAUGGUGCAUGGUAUUUGUGGUUUUCCACCCCUGCUUCACUUUGCUAUCCCAGCAACACCUUUGGACCAAACUAUCUUCCCAGAAGAAACACAACUGAGAUACAACUGUCGCCCAGGUUACACUCGGAAUAGCUCCAAGAAUGUGCUCAUCUGUAGAGAUAAUUCCUGGCAUCUCACAACUCCAUUUUGCAUCAAGAAACGAUGCGAACACCCAGGAGAACUGAACAAUGGGAGAGUCAUUAUUAAGACAGACCUCGAUUUUGGUUCCAAAAUAGAAUUUAGCUGCUUGGAUGGAUACAACCUAAUUGGAUCAUCAACAAGUUUCUGUGUGAUUUCGGAUUCAAGACUUACCUGGAGUGAACCUCUUCCGGUAUGUGAAAUUGUAAGUUGUCUGCCUCCAUCACCCAUCAGCAACGGAAAGCACAACGGUCGAGAGGACAAUAUCUACACCUUUGGUUCUUCGGUGACCUAUAGAUGCAACCAUCCAUUCUCACUUAUAGGAGAGGCCUCUAUUUCUUGUACUGUGGUAAAUGAGACUACUGGUACAUGGCAUCCGCCUCCACCCAUAUGCAAAAUGGUCUCCUGUAAUCAGCCUCAGAUUUCAAAUGCGAAGAUAAUAUCUGGUUCGAGAACCACCUACACAUACAAAGACACUAUUCUGUUUGAGUGCAAGAAGGGUUACUCUCUCCAAGGCCCCAAUUUGAUUCACUGUGAAGCUAACAAUAGUUGGAUUCCUGCUCUACCCACUUGUAUGAUCAAUAGCUGCCUUACACCACCAUAUGUUGAAAAUGCUGAACUGAGAACCCGUCUUGAUAAUGAAAGAGAGUUCUCAGUUGGCACCAAAUUGACAUUAAGGUGUAAGUAUGGAUACAAAGCCGAUCCAGUUGGGCCAGUUACUGCAACAUGCCAGAAAGAUUUUAAAUGGCACGUGGAUAGAGUUUGUAAGAGAAUUUGUUGCCCAUCACCACAGAUUGAUCAUGGAAAAUUGCGAGGGUUCACCAAUGACUGUAUUUAUUUACCAGGAAAGUCAUUUAUAAUUGACUGUAAAAACUACAUGAAAAAUAGUGUAUGCCAAGUAGAUGGCACAUGGAAACCUGAAAUAGCCACAUGUGAAAAUGAAGAAGAUGGUAAGUAA
This is a messenger RNA of Gracilinanus agilis (Agile Gracile Mouse Opossum), 1449 nucleotides long. RefSeq names its product complement component 4 binding protein alpha (gene C4BPA). The record is from RefSeq and is a predicted model, not a curated record. Gene Ontology annotation, biological process: negative regulation of complement activation, classical pathway. Lineage: Eukaryota; Metazoa; Chordata; Mammalia; Didelphimorphia; Didelphidae. Bases 1 to 1449 code for a protein of 482 amino acids. The transcript is spliced from 10 exons.